Molecule: messenger RNA, 2586 nt
Organism: Zasmidium cellare ATCC 36951
Lineage: Eukaryota; Fungi; Ascomycota; Dothideomycetes; Mycosphaerellales; Mycosphaerellaceae
Exons: 3
Coding region: 1-2586 (861 amino acids)
Molecular function (GO): RNA binding
Source: RefSeq, a predicted model, not a curated record
AUGAAUGACCCAGCCAGAGACUCAGAGCCCCCGGACGAGCCAUAUCUCAGAAGCGCUCCCAGCAUCCUCUCGCCAGCCUCUCCCAAGCCCUUGCAAUUUCCACAGCCGACCAACAUCCCCGUCUUGGAGAACAUGAUGGACGUAGGUUUUAACCAGACCGAGGCCCAUAUGGGCGACCCAGCCAUGCACAACACGGAUCUGAGGCCAGACGCAUGGCGCGAUCCCAACGAUCAGAACAACCAAAACAACCCGACGGACCACGCAUCGUCCUUUUCCACUGGAGGUGACAACAGCAACCCGACCAAGGGCGUGGAUGCAAACCAAACAGACGUCGCGGCACAUAGCAACGACACAGCUGCCACUCAGGCACAUGAUUCAGAACCAGUCUCGAUCUCAAACACCAUCUCCUAUCCAGCCGACUCUCAUCCUCCCACGGACGCCGCCCCCGAGCUCAUCUCAGCGGACGUGCCGCAGUACUCCUUCAACGCCAGCGCUGAACAUGCGCCCACCACCCAGUCCACCGUCGCCCAGUCGAAUGAGGUUAUCUUUGACCAGUCACAAUCAGCGCCACCCCAAGGUGCAGUUGACGUCCAGGCCCUCCUGGACACGUUGCAGACCUCCAUCGCGCCGACUGCAGAGGCCAAUGUCGCACCUUCUGCAGAAGGCCCGACCGUUGCUACCACCCAAUCUCCAUCUCAGUCUCAAAGCCAGCCGCCCAUCCCUGGCGCAGACGCUUCAUCCCCUCUGUCAGCGUCAGGUCUUGGUGCCCCGCCCAGUGGACUUCCAGCUCGCCCACCGCCCCAAGAGCAGCCACUCAUAAACCCAAACUAUGUCCAUUCGCAACACAUUCGCGAUUACCACCCUCACGCUGCGCACCCAGCAGUAUCCCACAAUCGUAGCAACAGCUCCGGGCAUGCUGUGGAUCCAAGCUCGGCUGGUUAUGUGUCUGGUGUCUCUACCCAGCAGCCUUCUUCUGCUGGAGCCCAAUCCUUCCAGAAUGGACAGUCUGCCGGUCAUCCAACCACGCAACAUCAAUACACCACCUCAGCAACGCCCAUCGAGAGUCGACGAGAGUUCAAACUUGCUGCUGGCGAGACCCCCACCACAGACGACCAGCCAUGGACACAGGAUAUCCAACGCAAGUACGACCACUUCAUGGAGGAGGAGAGGAGAUAUGUGAAUGAGGCGAAGUGGGAUCAGUUCCCCCCAGGCUCGCGCUUGUUUGUUGGCAACCUCUCGUCGGAAAAGGUUACGAAGCGCGACAUCUUCCACGUGUUCCACAAUUACGGCGAGCUUGCGCAAAUCUCCAUCAAGCAAGCGUACGGCUUCGUUCAGUUCCUUCGGGCAGAGGAUUGCCAGAGAGCGUUGCAAGCAGAGCAGGGCAGACAGAUUCGCGACAAGCGCAUACGUAUCAAGCCCCAAAAGCCGAGCAACCGCCAACAGCAACAGCAGCAGCAGCAGCAGCAGAGCAAUCGCCGUUCGCGGUCCCCCGACCAUCGCCGUAACAAGUCUGGAAGCAACGUGGAUCGCUACGUGGCAGAUAGAGGGGCGAACGGACGUGGAAGAGAAGGAUACAGACCAGGAUACCGCUCGCCAUCGCCUCGACGAUACCGAGACCGGUACGAUGACAGGUACCAUCGUAGGUCGAGAUCAAGAUCGCCUGGAUAUGGCAGGGAUAGAUACAGAGGUGCGAGUCCACGUCGCUCGCCGGAGGAUGAUCUACCACUUCCACGUCGUCAGCCGCGUGACGUGCCAGAUGUGCAAAUCAUCGCACUGGAUCAACUUGAUCGCGACUUUCUCUCUUGGGUCAAGAAGGCAUUUUCGGCACGUGGUGUCCGCACCGACAUUCUCUACCUAUCUGCACGCUUGAACGAGGAUUCGGUGGUGAGACGUCAGAUCGUGGAAGGUGUUCUGGCUGUGUCGAAGUUGAGAAGACACAACCAAGACUCGUCCAAGAUCAACCUCACCAUCUUCAAGCGCACUCGUGAUAGCCGCGACGUGCAGUUUGAGGAGUACGACGGCCAAGAUCCUGGUAUCUGUUGUGAGCUGGUGCUGAGGGAGAAAUCGAUGCAAGGCGGCCCUCCACCACAGCAGCAGUACGGUUAUGGUGGAACUCAAGCGCCUCCAGCUCAGUACGGCUAUCAGCAUGCCGCCGCACCGCCCCCUUUCGUGCCACCGACUGGCUAUCCUCCUGGUUAUGGUCAACCCCCCACACCAUACGGAGCACCGCAACCACCGCAGCCUCCGCCAGGUCGUCCACCACUUCCACCGAACGUAGACCCAAACAACCUGCAGAGCAUCCUCUCAACUCUGAACCAGGCUCCACCACAAACUCCUCAAAGCGCCACCAUGCCGUAUGGUACGCCUCAGCAAGUUGGCUACCCGCCUCAGCCUGGCCAGCAGCAGUACCCAGGUCAACAAGCAGAUCCAUAUGCGGCGAUGCGCAAUAACCCAGCUUUUGCAGGUGCAACUCAAGGUGCUCAGGCGCCACAGUCACAUGGUCAACCUCCGGCUGCCGCACCACCCGUCCCGCCGAACAUGCAGGACAUUCUCGCUCGGCUGGGUACGUAUGGUGGACAGAGAUAG